This is a messenger RNA of Xiphophorus maculatus (southern platyfish), 1122 nucleotides long. RefSeq lists its product as uncharacterized. The record is from RefSeq and is a predicted model, not a curated record. The transcript has 4 exons. Lineage: Eukaryota; Metazoa; Chordata; Actinopteri; Cyprinodontiformes; Poeciliidae. Bases 1 to 657 code for a protein of 218 amino acids.
AUGGCCAAAACAUUUGCACACAGAAGAAACGAAAUCAUCAACCAAUCACCCAGUAUAGGGGACAUCAAAGCCAGAUGGCCCGCUCUAUUUGAGACAUCUCACAUCCAGGAUGAGUUUCACAGAAUCACAAUGGUGCAUCUUGAAUCAAAGUUCAUGUCCAAACUGGAUGAAUAUACUCCUCGACUUCUGAACCUCUUCCACUCCAAGGGCGGAAACAUGGGGUUGAGAUUGCAGGCUAUCCUACUCAAGACUCCAAGCAAUCCUGACAUCAACAUGACCAGAGAUGUUAUCAUUCGAUGUUUGAUGCUGUACCUUGGGGAAUCUACAGAUCAACUCUUAAAAGAGUACGAUGAUGCUGAUGAAGACAGUGUGUCACAGGACCUUGCUGUUCAAAGCCUGAAGAUCUACAAUGUCAAAGCUAACAUGUCAGAGGAUCCAGACAUCGGUAUCGUGGUGGACGGCGUGAAAAUUCUAACUGCUCUGGGUAACUUUCCAAGGGCUUGCUCCCUGCUUGUUGGGUUGGCAUAUGCUGUGAAUCUUGCCUAUCCAAAGGAGCUCAGAUACACGUUUGAAGUGUUUCAGAAACUUCUCCUCGGGCUGGAUAGUUCAAAGCUCUCCCCAAAAGUGAACAGCCUCAGGAAUAAACUACUGGCUUAAGAAAACGGACCCUUGCUAAACAAAAGGGAAUAGACAAGUCAAAGUCACUGUGAAAACCAACACGCAAAACUUUGUGAAAUGCUCUGUGAAGUUAGUUACAAUUAGGGUAAUUUUCAGUUCAGUGGAUUUCUGCAUGUGUAUUUUUUCUUGCAGUACAUUACAGUUAACCACCCUUUUUCUAAGGACUGACCCCUUGUUCUCAUAUGUGGUAGUGCGGCCUGUUAUAUGGCUUUGGAUCUGUUCAGGUCUGUCACAUGAGCCCUUGUGCCUUUUAUAGACCAUAGAGCAUCCACUAUUGCCUUUUUGGAGAGUCCAUGCAGGCUUCACCACUGAAGGGUGAUGAUCUGCAGACUGCAAAACUUUGUUGUGUUUCAUUUGCACUUUAUAUAAUAUGUUUUUGUUCAGUUCUGUCUUUCAACUUAUUUUUCGAAAAGGAAAAUAAGUGUCAUGGAGCCAAGGGCCCCA